Messenger RNA from Cloeon dipterum, 3595 nucleotides. RefSeq lists its product as uncharacterized. NCBI's taxonomy places the organism in Eukaryota, Metazoa, Arthropoda, Insecta, Ephemeroptera, Baetidae. The transcript has 6 exons. Gene Ontology annotation, molecular function: protein binding. The record is from RefSeq and is a predicted model, not a curated record. The coding region runs from base 44 to 3295 and encodes 1083 amino acids.
GGAUUAUUACUCCGACAGUGGAACUGACACCUCGGAGGAGAACAUGGAAGAUAUUCGAAGCAGAGCUCUCCACUUAUGCGAAAACAUAAAAAUGUGUUUCAACGUGUGGAAGCUAGUACAGUAUGUGCAGAAGCACGAGACGGGCGACUUGAAAAGGCUGUUGGCCAUUGAGAAGGCGAGCGGGAUCAGCCUUUUUUACAAGGAUAAAAGAAAUACUUACAAGAAGGAUGAACAAUACGGGAAAGAAAAAUUGAAUGAGCUGUAUACUCACUGGGAGAAACUCACAAAGUUCAAAACUCUUAAAGAGUAUCAAGAGUCGCGUAGCAUCCAGCCUAAAACAAACGGCGAAAGCACAACAGUGGACAUGGACAACAAGCAGCCAAAACUGUCCGACAAAGAGAGGAAGAUCUUAGACAAGUUACUCACUUUCCGGACCGACGCCGAGAGCUACAGUGCAUUCUGCUCGUUCUUAGAAAAAUUGGUUAAAAUCGGGGAGACAAGUGAAAAAAAGAUCAAGCUGUUCCGUAGCAUGUUAAUCGAGCGGCUGGUAAAAAAAGACGUGCGCAAGUUGGAAAUCGAGUUGGGCCUUGACUACGAUGACAAAUAUACGGACUACGAUAAGACCUUCACAGCGGUGAAGGAGCGCAAAAAAAUUUUAACCAACGUAAAAAUCGAGCUGGACGGAAUCUUUGAGAAAUAUAAGUGCCCAAAAAAGUUGGAUAAUUACAAAGAUAAAUUCUCGCACCUUGCUAAGAAAGUCAUGAAGAAAGCAAAGGGAAAAUUUCUAUUUGAUGAGGAACUUGACAACAACCGCCCCAGUGACGUCGACAUGCAAAGAUACCAGAAGAUGGCAUGCAACGUGCUCAAAUGCUUGGUGAUCUACCAGCACGAGUCAACAAGUCCACUGGCUCUGCUGUGCGAAUACGGCACUUUCGAUGAUAUGUUCCUCACACUCUUAAGAGACAACUUCAAUGGCAUUGACGUGUGGAGUGCGCUCUUGAAGGAUCCUGAUCAUAACACGUGGACCGACCCAAUUAAUAAGUUCACUGACUGGCACGUGACACCUAAAGUGGCGUCACAUCCAACCCCCGAGCCUUCGAGGUGGUUUUCGCCGGCUCGGAACAGCAGGGGGCCUCAGGAAGAAAAAGAAUAUCCUAGCUUGGUGCACUACGCCGCCAUGAAUCCCUCGGCCGACAUCCUGCGUUACCUAUUUGACGAAGGACUGGUGUCAACAACUGAUGACCUGAAGAAGCUGACCCCGAAGUCCGAAAAAACCCCGCUGCACUUUGCCGCGCAGUAUAGCUCGAUUGAAUGCAUCAAAUUCCUCUGCGAAAAGACGAAGGAUGGUUCUUGUCCCUUUCAGAAGAAGAACAGCCUGGGAGAGACGCCGUUGCACCUGGCCGCCAACGGAGGUGACCUGGACACGUUUAAUUACGUGUACGACAUGUUCCCUGAGGAGGAGUUGUGUCUGCUGGACGAGGCAAAAUUCGGGCAACCGCUGCUGUACGCGGCCAAGAGCAACCGCUACGAGUGCAUGGGUGCCAUCCUGGACAAGCAGGCGAUGGCGGACGCGACCGUGCACGACGAGGAGUGCAACACGGCACUGCACUUCAUCAGCAAGGAGGCGAACUCCCGCUGGCUGGCCAAGUUGCUCAAGGGCAAUGGUUUGCUCGGCGAGAAGAAUGAGGUGGGCAACUCACCCAUUGACUGGAUCUCGCACUCGCGGCUCAAGGAGCUGCUCGACAAUCACACCACAACGUUAAAGCUGGAGCGCACGAAAGGAGACACUUCACGUAAAGAUUACACUGAGGUUAUUUUCACCAACCUGUUUGGGCACCACGCAAGUGGUAGCGACAUGAAGAACAUCAUGGCCAUCGCGCAGUCGAAAAACGCUGAAGCCCCUGGCGACGACCAGCACAGAAACCUAUGCCUGCACCCACUGUGCCAGGCCCUUGUCUCCGUCAAGUGGCAGAAAAUCCGCAAAUUCUUCUUCCUCAAGCUCGCCUUCUUCCUGCCAUUCGUCUUCUUCCUCUCGCUGCACCCCAUCCUGCAGAUGCAGCGCGAUCUUCGCAUCGGAUCAGACGCAAAUGACUCUAGCACCCUCUCCGACGAGCAAUACAACCAGUGGAUCGAGUUAUCGCUGCAAGGCACGCAUCUUUUCCUCCUCAUCCAGGUGGUGAGCGGACUGCUGUCUCUGUUCGUGCUCACAUGGCCGUUUGUAGAGAAGUCAGCGACGUACGUGAACACAAACAAUUGCAACAUGCGCCGGGUGCGGCGGCUGCUUGAAUUCUACUGGGAGGAACUUCUGUGGUCGGACUGGUACGAGUACGUCUUAUGGGUUAUCGCUUUCAUGCACCUGGUGGACGCGAUCAGCCCCAUCGUAGUGGUGAUCGCCUCUUGGUUCUCACUGUUCUACGUGUGCUCCAACCACCCGUCCAUCCUGCCCCUGCGCUACAUGCUGGUGCGCAUCCUGCUGCGUUACAUCAAAUUCCUCAUCUUCUCAAUUGGACUGAUCGGUGGGUUCGCCCUGGGCUUCUUCCUUCUGGUCAACAAGUGCAAACUGGACAGAGACCACGAGGGCGUGUGCGCAGAGGGCUUUGACACGCUUUACAUGACCAUGCUUAAGGUGCCUUCCAUGAUGAUGGGCGAGAUUUCGUUCGAGUCUUUUAAGUUUGAGGCCAGCGCCCACCUGCAGUUCCUCUUCGGCAGCUUCAUUUUCCUCAUCACAUGCUGCCUGUUCAACAUGAUGAACGGUCUGGCCAUCAACAUCACCACAGAGUUGGAGAAAAAUGCACGCGUGUUUAGCACCAUAGCGCAGUGCGAGAUGAUCAUCGAGUUUGAGGCUUUGCUGAAGCAAUUGUCCAGUUGGCUCGAGUACUUUCACCUACCAGGAACGGUUGCAAUAAACGCAGUUUGGAUUGAGCGGAUCAAGGUGCAGCCAUCCACGGGCGAGUGCAAGAAUUUGGAAGAGUACAAGUUGGAAAUGGAUGAGCACAAAGAAGCUUGUGAAAAGAUGGAGAACUUAUGGGAAACAAACGACAAAAGAAAGGUUGAGUGGUUGUGGAUUGACCGCGGCUAUACCAUGGAUAACGAAAUUGUAAGGGCGGCUCUCGAUUGCUGCAGCAGCAACAUCUACAAGGACCCUUCCGACGUUGAAAUCGAUUUAGACUUUAACGACGAUGAUGCCAAUAAUGAAGAUACCAAUGAAGGCAACAGCAAGGAUCUCCUCGAUCGUAUUAUUAUCGAUUCCAAGAUGGAAAUUCCAACUAUAGACUCACCAACUACGGAGGGAUAAAAUGCCUAAUCUAUAGUGUAGUCGCACGUACAGAAUGGUGGAAUGUUGGGUCACAUUUUUCGGGUAAAUUGUAAAUUAAAAUAAUAUUUUAUGCUUUUAAAUAGAAUACAUAGUUAACAGUGUGUAGAUGAUUGUUCUCAAACAAAAGAGAAUUUUCAAGAUAUUAUUUUUUCUCGAUGAUUCUAGCAUUUUUUAAUCAAAAAAUGUUUUAUUGUAAUAAGGGCUAAAACUUGAAUUUCAAACGGAUAAUGUGAAAAAUCCAGAAAAUUAUUUAAUAAAACUUUAAAUCAAAUAAAAUAU